Messenger RNA from Emericellopsis atlantica, 1164 nucleotides. RefSeq lists its product as uncharacterized. Bases 113 to 967 code for a protein of 284 amino acids. Lineage: Eukaryota; Fungi; Ascomycota; Sordariomycetes; Hypocreales; Bionectriaceae. The record is from RefSeq and is a predicted model, not a curated record. The transcript is spliced from 2 exons.
GUCGUCUAGCCUUUCCCGGCAUCGUCGAGUCCACACCGGUAACUUGCCCUUUGCUUGUGGAGUACCGGGAUGCACAAAGAGGUUCGCUCGUAAAAAGACCUUGAUCAAGCACAUGAGGCAUCACCCGAUGCGUCACACGAGAUACGAUGCACAUGGCGUCGAUAUCGAGGCUGAACCGGCUGAAGUUAGUCAGGACACACUGUCGAAGUCUCCUGAGAUGAGUCUGUGGUCUGAUUCACAGCCAUCGUCGAUGGAUAUGGCUCAGCAUUUCGUCGACUCACAAAUACACGACACUACCAAUCCCGAGGUGAUCGACUGUGGCAACGAGCCUCAGGCAUACCACGCCACCAGCGUUCAGAGCUAUGUGCCCGAACACAGCCAUUCUGGAAUGCCCAUCAUGAUGACCGAACCGUACAAUCACGACUAUGACUUUGAGGACGAUAUUGACGACUGCCCUCCACUUGACGGCCCCGACUUCGCUCACGGCACUGCCUUCGAUGAGCAUCACAGCCUUGAUGACGUCUCCGUAGGCUCAAGCUUUACCUCGAACAUGUCAAGCGACGAUUCCUCUGUCUACCAUGUCAAGUCAACAGCAACAUCCUUCGAUGGGUCACCGACGUUCGAUGAAGAGGCACCUCAGCCAUCGCUGGAGUAUGGUCUCCCCGUAGGCCAGCAGUUCAACCACGUUGCUAUGGAGGCUCUGUCCCCAGUUGUACAAGGAGAUGCACUCGGUCUCCAGGUACCCCAAAUAUGGCAGCAACCCCACGAACUGCCCGGAAGACUCAUGGAUCACUUGUCGAUUCUGUCGAUUCAGGGGCUUCAUCCCUAUCCCACCUUUGGCCAUUCCUUGUCCUACAGGGAAGAGAAGGCCAAACAGGAGGCCGCCGCCUACAACUACGUGGCGCACGAGGUGGCUUCCCUGCUUCCCGGACAACGCAAGAAGAGAAAUGAGCUUUUCGACUUCUGAUGCUUGUCUGGAAAGACAUAUCUGUACUUACGACACAACCAAACACACACACAAACCAACAAACACAAAUGGGCGGCCAACUUGUCUUUCACCAGGAUACCACUGAUGCGAAAAUUUCAACUUCGGCGAGGCAUGGCAGGAGAUGCCAUUAUACUGAAGUCAUUGUUUGUUAUUGCUGUUCGAUUCUCACUACCCCU